AUGUCAGCUCCAUCAAAGUGUGAAGAAUGCGCCAAGAGCGUCUACCCAUUGGAGGCCCUCACUGCCGUCGGAAAGUCGUGGCACAAGCACUGCUACAAGUGCGCUGAGUGCAAGCAGGUUCUUACCCUGAAGACUGCCCAGCCACAUCAGGCCACCGGCAAAAUCUACUGUAACACUCAUAUUCCAAAAAUGGUCGCCACUCAAGUCGCCGACUCUGUUGCCAUCAAGAAUGCCACCAGUGCACCAAAGGUUGCCUUGGUCAACAACCAAAAGAGAGGAGAUGAUAUGGAGGCACCAAUCCAGACUGCUGACACUAUGCAGUUGAACAAUGCCAGAAAUGCACCAAAGGUCGAGCGUCUCCCACCUCACCUCAGAGAGGACCAGCACGUCAAGCCAAUUGCCACUCUGGAUAUGGCACACACCAACGCCUUGAACAGACCAAAGUUGGCCACUGUAAAUAACCAAGUAUACGGAGUUGAUGCCCCAAUCGGAGGCAUUGACGUCACUCUCCAGAACGCCAUCAAGGCCCCCAAGGUCGGCACUGUCAACGAGCAGCUCAGAGGCACUGGUGACGCACCAUCCCAGGUUGCAAGUCUCACCACUCAGAACGCCCUCAACGCACCAAAGGUUGGCGCCUUCAACGAGCAGAUCAGAGGCACUGGUGACGCACCAUCCCAGGUUGCAAGUCUCACCACCCAGAACGCCCUCAACGCACCAAAGGUCGGCGCCUUCAACGAGCAGAUCAGAGGCACUGGCGACGCCCCAUCCCAAGUGCCAAGCGUCGUCACUCAGAACGCCAUCAACGCACCAAAGGUUGCCUCAUACAACGAGCAGAUUAGAUACGCACCAGCCAACACCUCUGUCGGUGACCUGACCGUCUCUGUUGCCGAGGUUGAGCUCGCUGACGAGUAA
Molecule: messenger RNA, 912 nt
Organism: Acytostelium subglobosum LB1
Lineage: Eukaryota; Evosea; Eumycetozoa; Acytosteliales; Acytosteliaceae
Exons: 3
Coding region: 1-912 (303 amino acids)
Biological process (GO): actin filament bundle assembly
Cellular component (GO): actin cytoskeleton; plasma membrane
Molecular function (GO): actin filament binding
Source: RefSeq, a predicted model, not a curated record